GCCCUGACGCAGAGUAUAUAAACGCAGCUCCCGCCCUCUGCUCCUCCCUUUCCGCUGCAGGAAGUCAACGUGCCUGAAGGUGCUCGGUUCUUCAUCUGAAGCUAAGGCCCACAAUCCGGCGACUAGCACCGCUAAAUUUAGGCAUCCGACCCCGCACACGCCAAACCCAACAUCUAAAAUGGCCUCCGUGUCCGAGCUCGCCUGCAUUUACUCCGCGCUCAUCCUCCACGACGAUGAAGUCACCGUCACCGAGGACAAGCUCAACGCUCUGAUCAAGGCUGCAGGAGUCACUGUGGAGCCCUUCUGGCCAAGUCUCUUUGCCAAGGCUCUGUCCAGCAUUGACAUCGGCAGCCUGAUCUGCAACGUUGGAGCCGGAGGUGCCGCCCCCGCCGGAGCCCCAGCUGCUGGAGCUCCUGCCGCUGCUGGAGAAGCCCCAGCUAAGGAAGAGGAGAAGAAAGAGGAGAAGAAGGAAGAGUCCGAGGAGUCCGAUGACGACAUGGGCUUCGGUCUCUUUGACUAAACAGUUUUUGUAACAAAACACAAUAAAAGUACAAAAACUGAAAA
Messenger RNA from Paralichthys olivaceus (Japanese flounder), 564 nucleotides. It is a transcript of the gene rplp1, whose product is annotated as ribosomal protein lateral stalk subunit P1. Gene Ontology annotation, biological process: cytoplasmic translation; translational elongation. Lineage: Eukaryota; Metazoa; Chordata; Actinopteri; Pleuronectiformes; Paralichthyidae. Gene Ontology annotation, molecular function: structural constituent of ribosome; ribonucleoprotein complex binding; protein kinase activator activity. The record is from RefSeq and is a predicted model, not a curated record. Gene Ontology annotation, cellular component: cytosolic large ribosomal subunit; ribosome.